AAUACAAACUAGCCCUAGCUAACUAAAUGGAAGUAAAACCUCUUCAUAUCACCACCGCUGCCUACUACAAAAUAAGUUGCGCCAUCGAACCUUCAAUCCAGCAAACAACUAAUUUGUGAAUCAGUAGAAUCGCCCCCUCCUGCUGCCGCAAUCCUCAGCCCCUCUGCCUCUAGCCCGGCGGCAAUAGUAGAAUCGCCUCUCUACGGCUCUAUCUUUAGUAAUCGCUUCAGACUUGUGAACGCUGGAUUACGUUAAAGUGUAGGAGAGGACUUUGAUUUCACCGACACAAAAAUCGAAUACUUGGGAUUCAUAUUCAUAAAUCAAAUAUGGGGAAGAUGACUUAUAAGAGGUUAAAAGGAAGCCAAAAUCUCCGCCUCAGACUGCUAUUAGCGACCCUCUCUGCUACUCCUGUUCUCAUUGAGGAUAUUCGAGCUGACGAGACCAUACCAGGACUCCGUCCUCACGAAAUCUCUUUCCUCCGCCUCCUUGAGAGAAUCUCGGAUGACUGCCUUAUUGAAAUCAAUGAAACCGGCACAAAGUUUAAAUACAAACCUGGAAUCUUGAUGGGUGGGAAACAUAUUGUGCAUGAUUGUGGUGUUAGUCGAUCAAUUGGUUAUUUCCUAGAGCCGUUGGUAGUUCUUGGGUUGUUUGCAAAGAAAUCCCUUAUGAUAAGGCUCAAAGGAAUUACAAAUGAUUCAAAGGACCCAUCUGUUGAUACUUUUCGCUCUACUACCUUACCCAUGUUGAAGCAAUUUGGAGUUCCUUCAGAAGGAUUGGAACUGAAAAUCGAGAGUCGUGGAUCUCCCCCUCAUGGAGGUGGUGAAGUUGUUUUAUCAGUUCCUGUUGUUCAAAGUUUACAGGCAGUAACCUGGAUUGAUGAGGGAAUGGUUAAGAGGAUUAGAGGAGUCACUUACUCAACUAAAGUAUCUUCUCAGUUUGAAAAUACAAUGAUACAUGCUGCCCGUGGAAUCUUUAAUCGUUUGCUUCCUGAUGUUCAUAUAUUUACUGAUCAUAAAGCUGGUCCUCAAGCUGGAAAUUCUCCUGGUUAUGGGAUUUCCUUGGUCGCUGAAACUACUUCAGGCUGCUUCAUCUCUGCUGAUACAGCAAUUUCAUAUGUGCGCGGGGAUGAUAUAGGUGAAAUGGAAGAUGAAAGGAAAGAGUUGAUGCCGCCAGAGAAUGUAGGCGAGCAAAUUGCUUCUAUUCUUCUUGAAGAAAUUGAGCAAGGUGGAGUUGUAGAUUCAACGCACCAGGGUCUAUUAUUUAUUCUGUGCGCAAUAUGUCCACAAGAUGUGUCAAAGAUUCGUGUGGGGAAGCUCUCACCUUAUGGAAUAGAAACACUGAGACAUAUUAAAGAAUUUCUGGGGGUUAAGUUUGUUAUUAAGCCAGAUCCAUCAACAGGGACAGUUAUACUAAAAUGUGUUGGGUGUGGAUUGAAGAACCUUUCUAGAAAGAUUUCAUAAUGAUGAUCAUUGACUAAAGUCCGAGGAUGAGCUUUUUGCAGACUAAUUUGGAGGAGAAUCCUUGUAGCUUCAUGCAAAUCUAUUGCCAUGAAAUUUUGUUUUCUCAGCUUUUUGUUUUUUACCUUAUUAAAUUCUCAUUUUCUUCUUUUCUUUAUUCUCGUCUUUAUUGAGCGAGUUAAAUUUAUAGUUGGCUAGUUAUUGGAGGUA
Molecule: messenger RNA, 1667 nt
Organism: Manihot esculenta (cassava)
Lineage: Eukaryota; Viridiplantae; Streptophyta; Magnoliopsida; Malpighiales; Euphorbiaceae
Product: probable RNA 3'-terminal phosphate cyclase-like protein
Exons: 6
Coding region: 327-1460 (377 amino acids)
Biological process (GO): ribosome biogenesis; endonucleolytic cleavage of tricistronic rRNA transcript (SSU-rRNA, 5.8S rRNA, LSU-rRNA)
Cellular component (GO): nucleolus
Molecular function (GO): RNA endonuclease activity
Source: RefSeq, a predicted model, not a curated record